Molecule: messenger RNA, 1869 nt
Organism: Hansenula ciferrii
Lineage: Eukaryota; Fungi; Ascomycota; Saccharomycetes; Phaffomycetales; Wickerhamomycetaceae
Gene: EPS1
Product: protein disulfide isomerase EPS1
Exons: 1
Coding region: 1-1869 (622 amino acids)
Biological process (GO): protein folding
Cellular component (GO): endoplasmic reticulum
Molecular function (GO): protein disulfide isomerase activity
Source: RefSeq, a predicted model, not a curated record
AUGCUACUUAUAUUAUUACUACUACCACUGGUCUCAUGUCUACCUCCAUCACUCACUUCAAAAUCAUUCAUACCAACAUUACAACAAUCCAAUCUAUCAUUAAUUGAAUUCUUUAGUCCUUAUUGUUCUCAUUGUAAAGCUUUUGAACCAAUAUGGGAAUCAACAUUAGAUCAUUUUAACCAAAGUCAAUAUAACAUUGCAAUGCAUCAAGUAAAUUGUGUGGAACAAGGUGAUUUAUGUAACAAGGAACAAAUUAGAGCUUAUCCAAGUUUAAAACUUUAUGGUCCCCAAGGGUUUAUACAAGAUUAUCCUAAAUCAUUAAAACGUAAAGAAUCUGAUUUAAUUGAAUUUAUGCAAUCAAAAUCAAUUGAAUUAAACACUGGACUGGAUAUAAAAUCAAAAUCAAUACAUUUAACUACUGAACAAAUUAUUAAAAUAAUGGGUGAAUCACAAUUAAAACCAUGGUUAAUUUCAUUUUGGCCAUCUUCUCAAUUAGAUAACCUAGAUGAAUUAAAUUAUAAAGUAUUCCAACAAUCUGAAUAUUAUGAAGAUUGUUUAACAUUCCAAAGAAUUUGGUCAAUUUUAUCAAAUCAAUUAACAUCAAAUUCAAAAGAUUUCCAAAUUGGUCAUAUAAAUUGUCAUGCAAAUUCACAAAUAUGUAAAGAAUUAGGUUUAGCCAAUGACUUUAUACCUCAAGUUAAAUUUAUUAUACCAGGUUUUGAUACUGCUAAAACUAUUGAUUAUCAUGGUGAAUUAGAUACAAAACAAAUCUUUAAUUUCGCCACCAGAGCAAAACAAAUUUCUUCAUUAACAAAAAUUGAUUCAAUAAAUUUAUUAGAUCAAACAAAAAUUAAGACAAAACUCAAAUCAAUUGAUACCAUACCUGAACCUUUGGAAAAUUAUUUCAUUUAUUUAUUUGAUGAAAAAUUAACAACAAAAGAAGAUCUACAAAUCUUACCAUAUUUAUUACCAAAAUUAAUUGAAUCACCAAAUACAAAAUUUUUCAUUUCAAAUGAUUCAAAUUUAUUAAAAAUUUUAGAAAUUCAACAGAAAAAUCUUGUUAAUUAUAUAUCAUCAGAUCAACAAAAAUAUGAAUUUAAUGAAGAUAAAUUUCAAUUAAAUUAUCUUUCUUCAUUACCUACUCUAAUUAAUUUUAAAGAAUUAUCAUUAUCUUCUUCAAUUUAUCAAAGUUUUGGUCCAAUGGAUUCUCGUGAUUUAAAUAAGUUAAAUCAAUUUAUUGAAACUCAUUCCAAUCCAAUUUUCAAAGAAUUAACACCCAAAUCACUUGACCUUAAGACUAAAGAAUCAAUGGUUAUAUUACCAAUUCAACAACCAGGUCAAUUAGACCCUUAUCUAGCCAAGAUUCAUGAAUAUAAUGAAUUAAUAUCAAAUACAUCAUAUACCCAACUUUUAAACCAAAGAUCAACAAAACAAUCAAAAGCAAAUUAUUAUAAAAAUUUAAAUGAUUUUAAAAAAAUGAUUAAAUCAUUAAGAAAAGAAAUUAAACAACCUUUAUACCCAGAACCCAAAUUUUUUUAUAUCGAUUUAUCAAAACAUAAAGAAUUGGAUGGAUUGGAUUUAAUACCUGGUGAUUUAACAAUAAUUUCCCGGGGUUUUCAAUAUCAAUCAUAUUUAAAAGACCUGAGUAAAUCACUAUUAUCAAUAAACAAGAUAACAAAUGGUUCAGUCCAUGGAAGAUUGAUUAAUUCUCCAUAUCCUGAUUCUUUAAGAUAUUUGGAUUAUUUACAUCAAUUUGGAAUUUGGGGUUAUUUAGGGGUUUUAAGUGUUGUAAUUAUUGGUAUUAUUUGGAGAAGGAAUAAAAGGGAAAGAGAUUAUUUACCACUGUUUGAGAAGAAGAAUCAAGACUGA